CGGGUGAUGGAUCGGUUCGAUGAUCUUCGAGACUUGUAUUUUAAUUCAUUGAAGAAAGGUUUGCCUCUGGAUACCAUCCGCUACACCGAUUCGAAUUCCGCCUCGUCAAUUGUCUCUUCCAUGGAUUUCAGUCGUGAUAAUCGGUAUUUUGCCGUAGGGGGCGUGACAAAGGAAAUCAAGGUGUUCGAUUCCAAUUUGAUUCAUCCAACGUUUAAUAUGGAUGAUGACGAAGAAACUGUAAUUCAUUGCCCAAUUCAGACAAUGUCUUCUAAACACAAGAUAAGCUGCGUCUGUUGGAAUCCCUAUGUACAAUCUCAGCUAGCCAGUUCGGAUUAUGGAGGCAAUGUUAGUAUUUGGGAUGCUUCUACGGGCCUCUGUGUUCGCACCUUUCAGGAACAUAAACAGCGUGCUUGGAGCGUUGACAUUAGUCGGACGAACCCGGACAUAAUGGCUUCCGCCAGUGAUGAUGCGACAGUCAAAAUCUGGUCCAUGAAUCAGUCCAGAUCCAUUUACACAUUUACGGAGAAAUCAAACGUAUGCAGUGUCCACUUUGGUCCACACGAUCACCAUCAGCUGAUGGUCGGCUCGGCAGAUUCCAAUAUUCGUUGGUAUGAUACUCGAUGGACCAGAGACGCAUUACUAACGCUCAAAGGACACAAUAAGACAGUUUCGUAUAUCAAGUGGCUCAACAAUACGGAACUGGUAUCUUUGUCUAUCGAUGGUAGCUUGAAGCUGUGGGAUCUUUCGAAUAAAGAGUGCAAGAGAACCUAUACCGGUCAUACAAAUCGAAGAAACUUUGUUGGACUAUCUGUGGAAGGCGAUUGGUUCUCAUGCGGUAGCGAAGACAAUGCAGUAUACACAUAUCAUAAAUACUCUGCCAAACCGAGCCUUAUCUACAAAUUUCCUUCCGAUGAUGACUCUUUAGGUGAAAGCUCCACUGCGUUUGGAAGCUCUGUUUGCUGGAAGAGGAAUUCAAACAUCUUGUUGGCCGCCAACAGUAAAGGCAUGAUCCAAGCGCUCUCGCUGGAAUAA
Molecule: messenger RNA, 1032 nt
Organism: Radiomyces spectabilis
Lineage: Eukaryota; Fungi; Mucoromycota; Mucoromycetes; Mucorales; Radiomycetaceae
Product: WD40-repeat-containing domain protein
Exons: 7
Biological process (GO): photomorphogenesis
Molecular function (GO): protein binding
Source: RefSeq, a predicted model, not a curated record